This is a messenger RNA of Centropristis striata (black sea bass), 1739 nucleotides long. Its product is annotated as cysteine-rich secretory protein LCCL domain-containing 1-like. Gene Ontology annotation, cellular component: extracellular region. The transcript has 14 exons. Bases 29 to 1561 code for a protein of 510 amino acids. Lineage: Eukaryota; Metazoa; Chordata; Actinopteri; Perciformes; Serranidae. The record is from RefSeq and is a predicted model, not a curated record.
CAGAAGCCAUCUUUUAUUUUCCUCCGUCAUGAAGGCGUCUCUUCCGUUCCCUGGCUGGUUCAGAGUGGUGGUCUUGGUCCUGUGUUGGACCCGGACCCUCCUGGCCUCGGUCCUCACCAACUCCACCAGCCUGGAGUCCAUCCUGGACCAGUACCGGGACCAGGACGAGGAGUGGUGGAGGGCCCGGUCCAGAGGGAAGAGGGCCAUCAGUGAAGGGGACAUGCACCUGAUCCUGGACCUGCACAACAAACUGAGGGGUCAGGUCCACCCUCCGGCCUCCAACAUGGAGUACAUGGUUUGGGAUUACGAGUUGGAGCGUAGCGCCGAGCACUGGGCGUACUCCUGCCGAUGGGAGCAUGGACCCAGCCACAUGUUGACACAAAUAGGCCAGAACCUGGGAGCACACUGGGGCAGGGACCGGCCCCCUACGUACCACGUCCAGGCCUGGUACGAUGAGGUCCGCUACUACAGCUACCCCUACUCCCAGGAGUGUAACCCUCACUGCCCCUUCAGGUGUUCAGGACCUGUUUGUACUCACUACACUCAGUUGGUGUGGGCGACCAGCAACCGUAUCGGCUGUGCCAUCAACGUGUGUUACAACAUGAACGUUUGGGGAAUGAUCUGGACUAAAGCCGUCUAUCUGGUCUGCAACUACUCUCCACCGGGCAACUGGUGGGGUCAUGCUCCCUACAAGUAUGGAGCUCCGUGUUCUGCCUGUCCAGCGAGCUACGCUGGAGGCUGCAGGGACAACCUCUGCUACAAAGAUGGGGGUGUUGACAGGCGUCCAGCUCCGGAGAUUGAGGACAACUACAUAGAACCAGAACCAGAACCAGUGAGGGACCGGGAGCCCCAGCCCAGGGCCCAGACCCCCAACCCCUCCCCCAAUGACCAGCUGGAGAGGAACCAGGUGGUCAGCACAGAGCAGAUGUGUCAACAGGUCGACUGUGAGACUAAGCUGAGAGAUCGGUGCAAGGGGACAACAUGUAAUAGAUACGAGUGUCCACCUGGCUGUCUGGACUCGCCCGGGAAAGUGGUUGGGACUGGAUAUUAUGACAUGCAAUCCAGUGUGUGUGGAGCCGGCUUACACUCUGGUGUUAUUGACAAUGACGGAGGAUGGCUGGAUGUGACCCGACUGGGCAGAAAACAACAAUUCACCAAGUCAUACAAGAAUGGUAUUCAAUCAAUUGGGAAAAACAGAAGUGCAAAUUCUUUCAAAGUGGAGUCGGUGCCUGUCAAGGCGGUCACAUGUGACACCACCGUCGCACUUUUCUGCCCUUUCAAGAAACCUGUACGACACUGUCCCAGGUUGUAUUGUCCCAGGAACUGUCUGCGGGACAGCCGAGCCCGAGUCGUCGGGACCAAAUACUACUCAGAUAAAUCCAGCAUCUGCCGAGCGGCGCUGCAUGCCGGAGUGAUCCAGAACGAGUCGGGAGGUUACCUGGACGUGAUGCCGGUGGACCGACGGAGACAAUACAGCGCUAGCUACCAGAACGGAAUCACCUCAGAGAGUCUAGUGAACCCAACAGCUGGAAAAGCCUUCAGAGUGUUUGCAGUCAUCUGAAAACCACUGAACAAGGCCACAUCACAUCCAGUCACAGCCUCAUUACCAUCUACAACCUGGAAUUACACUCAUUACCAUCUACAACCUGGAAUUACACUCAUCCCUGCAGUAAAUAAUCCAGCCUGUCACAUUCUGGCACUAAAAGUGGCGUUCCUCAAGGCUUCCUCUGGCUGAAGAC